This is a messenger RNA of Mya arenaria, 639 nucleotides long. RefSeq lists its product as uncharacterized. The record is from RefSeq and is a predicted model, not a curated record. Gene Ontology annotation, molecular function: protein binding. Lineage: Eukaryota; Metazoa; Mollusca; Bivalvia; Myida; Myidae. The transcript is spliced from 2 exons. The coding region runs from base 199 to 444 and encodes 81 amino acids.
GCUAUUGCCGCCUUCAAUGGUAAAAAAGACCAAAUCGCUAUUCCACUGGUAUACUUCCACGCCCACUCUCCACAGACCAGCAGCCUGUCCACAGGUGAGGUGAUAGUCUACAAGACAGUAGAGACCAACGAUGGUAACGGCUACAGCUCCACCACGGGCAAAUUAACCGCUCCAGUACGGGGACUCUACUUGUUCCUGAUGCACACAUGCACACCUUCAAACAAUUACGCUUUUCUCCAUAUAGUUAAAGAAGGCACAGUCCUCAUUGCAACUUCACACUAUGACAAAGACUAUUAUACCUGUUCUAGUAGUCAGGCGAUUGUACAGCUUGAAGCCGGGGAAACUGUCUGGGUACAAUCCUCCAGUGGGGCCUCGAACAGAAUACUGAAUGAGGAUCAUCCUUACCGCUGGACCAGUUUUAGUGGUGUUCUCCUUCACAACUGACCAGCUUAGGUCAUUGCUUAUAAAAAGCACAAAGGCAAAGAAUAUACAAUUUAAAUUUCGCAAUGAUUGAUUACCUUUUUUUCAAACAAAGUAUUGUCAUUGGUUUCAAUUUGAUUUGAAUAUACAGCUUUCUGUCAAAUGUCCAAAUAUGAAAUGGCUUGCGUUACGUCAUGUUACGUACAUUCGUGUAUUGAA